AUCGUCACUUUUAAAUUCAUACGUCCGACAAUUCUCAGAAUCGAAAUUAGAUGAAACUUAAGAUAAAAGCGAGGUGUCCAAAAGUGGUCAAACAAAUGUUUAAGACUGAAAGUAAAGUGCCAUUUCCGUGUGUUGGGAGCCACGGUUCUUAUACAGUUCUGUGGUUGGAGUCGAAUCAAAGGAUUGCCAGCACACAAGAAAAGCAGGAAACCAGAAGUAAAAUAUUCUGUUGCAGUCAUAGCUAAUUUACAGUGCUACUUAAACUCAGGUGCGAUCCUGGGCGCACGUCGCCAUGAGGAACCGACACAGGGGAGGGAACCUGGGCCUGCUGCUGCUGGCCUCGCAGGUGUUCCAGAUGGGGACGGACAACAUCCCGCCCGUGACACUGGCGGCCCUGGGGCUGAACGUCUACCUGUUCCUGUUCCCCCUGGCGCCCCUGAUGCGCGCGUGCGUCAGCGUGCAGACGUGCUGGGGCGGGGACUGGCGUCGCCUGCUCCUGGCCCCCCUGCACCAUGCCGAUGACUGGCACCUGUACUACAACAUGGUGUCCCUGCUGUGGAAGGGCUCCCGCCUGGAGCGCAGGCUGGGCGGGCCCUGGUUCGCUUACCUGCUGUCCGUCUUCUCCCUGCUCACGGGCGUGGUCUACCUGCUGCUGGAGAAGGGGCUGGCUGAGCUGACCGACGACCCCUCUUACAACAUGCAGUGCGCAGUGGGCUUUUCAGGAGUGCUGUUUGGCUUAAAGGUGGUGAAUAGCCAUCAAUUUCCUGGGGGUGUCACUAACGUGAUGGGCUUUCCAGUGGCCAAUAGUUAUGCCUGCUGGGCGGAACUGAUCCUCAUUCAUGUGAUGUCACCAGGGACCUCAUUUGUGGGACAUCUGGCUGGUAUCCUUGUGGGCCUUCUCUACACCAAAGGUCCUCUGAUGUCUGUCAUGAAAGUGUGUGCAGGAUUCAGUGGGACACGUUCAAAUUCUCCAUACGCCCAGAACGAGCGCCCCCAGGCCCACACUCCCCGUCCGGGGCUCAACCCCUACACCACUGGCCUAUCAGAGGAGGAGGAGUAUGAGGCUGCAAUCAGGGCCAGCAUGAGAGACCGAGGGGGCGCUACUCAUGAAAGCCCAGCGUACGGGUUUCAUAUCCCACCAUCACAACCAGAUAAUUUGGAGGAGAUUCGCCUACGCAGACUGCAGAGAUUUGCCCGCUGACGGGGAAUGCAUGCAGUGUUCAAGAGAGGAUCGGGCCCUGAAGGGUUAACACUGCAGACUUUGGGUGGCACCAGUUUUCUUUCCUCAGUUUGAACUACAGCCAAAACAUAUGUGACUGUUUACAAAUUUGGAGGUAGCUUGACGUUCACAAUCCAGCUAAGUGCUGAUUAUCUUCUAUUCUCUGAUAAGCGCUUGUAUAAUUAUUUUGGUCACAGCUUUUUGAACCGUACAAAGGUUUCUCAUAACGUAAUCUGCCCGGUUUUGCAAAUCAGUCCAUUUCUAUUAUACUGAAAGUAAACCUGGUCAGGACUGGACUUAGUCCUGCCCAACAUCAGUGGACUGAGUCAUUUAAAACAGCUUUGUUUGGCUUGAAAGGAUGUUGCUUGGAUAUGAAACAAUAAUCUGUUCAUUGUAUUUCUAGUGCUGAUUACAAAAGAUAUAUUGUGUUUGAAUAGUAUAUUCCAGUAUGUCCUUCAAUAUGUUACAUUUGGAAUAAGGUUAAGAAUUUGUACAUAUAUUCAUUUAUUUUUUUACAUAAAUACUUUUGAUGUUGACA
Conger conger (European conger) is the source of this 1757-nucleotide messenger RNA. It is a transcript of the gene rhbdd1, whose product is annotated as rhomboid domain containing 1. Lineage: Eukaryota; Metazoa; Chordata; Actinopteri; Anguilliformes; Congridae. The record is from RefSeq and is a predicted model, not a curated record. The transcript is spliced from 6 exons. Bases 293 to 1201 code for a protein of 302 amino acids. Gene Ontology annotation, molecular function: serine-type endopeptidase activity. Gene Ontology annotation, cellular component: membrane.